Molecule: messenger RNA, 1143 nt
Organism: Rotaria sordida
Lineage: Eukaryota; Metazoa; Rotifera; Eurotatoria; Philodinida; Philodinidae
Source: the annotation of a GenBank genome assembly
AUGACAAAUAUCGAUUAUUUACGUCAAAUUGAAACAGCUGUUCUAUCAUGUGUAUCAUCAGAUCCAAUACGUCGUCAACAAGCAUAUACAUUUGUUGAAGAAAUUAAAUCAAAUCCAACACAAUCCAUUUCAAUUGUUAAACAUUUUGGUUUACAAUGUAUUGAAGAAACAAUAAAAUAUAAAUGGACAUCACUUGAUUCACAAUUAAAAUUAUCAAUUAAAGAACGUUUGUGGUUAUUAAUGACUGAACAUGAUCAAUUACCUGUUCAUCUUAAAACAAUUUUAGUUCGUUGUGUUUGUGAAAUAGCUAAACGUGAAUGGCCUCAACAAUGGCCAUUAUUUCUUGAUGAACUUGUUACAUUAUCAAAAUUAAAUUCAACAAAUGAUUAUUCAUUAUUAAUAUUAGCUUAUCUUAUUGAAGAUGUUAUUGUUCUUCAAACAUUAAAUUCCAUACGUAAACGAGAUAUUCAAACAACAUUAUUACAACAUGGUACUAAACUUCUUGAAUUUAUUGAAUAUUUUCUUGAUUUAUCAAAUACAAUAUCAAGUGCAUUAUAUGCAUUAACAAUGUUUGCAACAUUUCUUCCAAUUGAAAUUUUUUUUUCAACAAAAAUUAUUGAUAAAAUUGUUUAUUUACUUAAUUCAUCAAUACAUCGUAUGAAAGCAGCUGAAUUUUUAAGUGUUAUUUCAGAUCGUCGAGGUAAAUAUGAAGAACGUUUACCAUUAUUACAACUUUUUUCAUAUUUAUUUCAAAAUGGUUCACAUUAUAAUGAUUUAUAUUCAAUAAUAAAUAUUCAACAAUCAAAUGAUACAUAUGAUUUUAUGAAACAAUAUGCUAUGGUUAUAACAGCAUUAUGUGAACAAUUAUGUUAUUUAUGUGGUAGUGAUGAUUUAAAUAAAAAAGCUCCAUUACCAGAACAAUUUUCAAAUGGUAAAUUUUUACAAGUAUUAUUAACAUUAAUGCAACAUCCAAGUAUUUAUAUAUCAUUAUAUGGUUAUCAAAUGUGGUUACAAUUAAUUAGAGCAAAUAUAUUUCAAGAAAAUGAUUAUCAAAAUAUUUUACCUAUUGUUCUUCGAUCUUUAUGUCAUUCAUUAGUUAAACAACUAUAUAAGAAAAAUGUCGAUAGUGAACAAGGUAAAUAA